Pimephales promelas (fathead minnow) is the source of this 1327-nucleotide messenger RNA. RefSeq names its product regulator of G protein signaling 13a (gene rgs13a). NCBI's taxonomy places the organism in Eukaryota, Metazoa, Chordata, Actinopteri, Cypriniformes, Leuciscidae. The record is from RefSeq and is a predicted model, not a curated record.
AACAGCCCGCUCUUAUUAACUGAAAUAUCUGAAGCCCAACAGCACAGCAACACGUAUUAACACCAGAAAAGUUUUUGUUAAGAUGCCAACCAUAUUGUCAUCUUCAACUGAAAUUAAAAACAUGAACCAGGAGGAUAAAACAGUCAAUCCCCGGAGACUAGACAAGUGGCGGUUUCGUUGUCCAUUGACAGAAAAACUGAACCCUGGUGAGACCCUGCUGUGGUCCCAGUCAUUGGAAAACCUCCUUAGAUCCAAAUAUGGCAUGGCAACAUUCCACACCUUCCUCAAGUCCGAGUUCAGCGAUGAGAACAUUGAAUUCUGGCUGGUUUGUGAAGACUUCAAAAAAAUCAGGUGUUCGUCCAGGCUAUCCUCAAGGGCCAACAAGAUAUUUGAGCAUUUCAUCAAGGCAGAAGCUCCCAAAGAGAUAAACAUCGACCACGUCACGAGAGACCUUAUCAAGCAGAACGUCCAAGCUCCAACUAGAGUGUGUUUCGAUGAGGCUCAGAAGAUUGUCUUUGGUCUUAUGGAGAGGGAUUCCUAUCCCAGGUUCCUUCGCUCGGACAUGUACAGAUCCCUCCUGGAAUCCGUCUCGCAUAGGAUUAAGGUCUGAGAGCAUUGUAAAUGAAGGACUGUAGGACUUCAAACACAUCUUUGGGACUGUUGGUGCAAUGGACAAUCAGGCUUUGUCAAUAUGUAGGCCUGGACUCAGGUUGCACUGAACAUUGCGAUCCACAUAAAAGCUUGAAUAAGCUACUGUUUAUAUACGUAUGUGCCGUGUUACACUGCUCUAUUGUGUCCCACACGGCUGUGGGAUACACAAAGACAAAUGAGCCUUCUGUGAAGCUCACCUGUGAUGAACCACUGGAGAUCUGAAACGUGCUGCAACCACAGGAACGCCAUAUGGACCUUAUUUAACUUUCAUUAUUUUCAAUUCUGGAUAAGUGUCAUAUCUGGUUGGUAUGAGAUGACUUGGGAAUACUAAUGACAUAAUAUGAACAAUUUCAUGUGACAUGACAUGAUUCAUGGACACACAAUGUACAGAGUAAAUGUAAAUCCGACUGUUUUUGUGUGCGCAGUGGGGAACUGAUGGGAUAUUCUCACAAUAAUCUGUAUAACACACCUAACUAUCUCAAAUUGUCUAGAUUUCCUCAGUUGGAUAUUUCUCAAUCAGGCCAACAAAUAUUUUAAAAAAGCCUUGUAAUUCCUGGAUUCAUCACAAUACCACUGAAUUCUUUCUAUUGAAAAAAAAGGUUGGUUGUCCAGGUUGACUGGAUAUCAAUAUUUAAGAGCCAAUAAAUAACCUAAUAAACACGACUGCAAAUAGAAA